AUGCCCCGACCUGCGACUUCUCCCCUCCAAAGUCCUUCCGUUAGCACCGAAAGUGACCCCCGCGCUAGCUCCCCGAUUCCCAUGACUCUCCGCCAUCGUGGUCCGACCCGCUCGGCCACUUUCGCCGAGGGUUCGUCGAACCUGCGGAAUGAACGACGGAACUCGACCUUGUCUGAUUCUGUAUCCGAGGCCCGAAAUUCAAUUCGUUCCUCGACCGAUGUUUUGUUAUUCCCCCGCGCGCCAAAACAGACCGAUGUCGAUCUUCCCAACGACGAGUCGCAUUGGCAUUCAGCCCCCUUGGGCCUGGCACUUCUGCCUGCUAUCGCCGGAGUCUUUUUCCAGAACGGAAGUGCCGUCGUGACGGAUGUCACUUUGCUGGUUCUCGCCGCCAUCUUCCUCAAUUGGUCGGUUCGAUUGCCAUGGGACUGGUAUCGUUCUGCGCAAGCUGUCCGACAGCCCGAUAGAUUUUACGACGCUUCGGAAAUCUCCCCGGUAUCAGAUCUCAACGAACCUUCUACGACACCCAAGUCCCAUGAAUCUCUUGCAACGCCGGACUCAAAGAAGGCGUCGCGCCCUUCAGAUGCAACCGGUGCAGCCUGUAGAGAACUGCAAAUUUAUGAGCUUGCUGCCCUCGUAUCCUGUUUCUUGUUUCCCAUUGUCGGAACAUGGCUCUUGCACACGAUUCGGUCUAAGCUUUCGCGGCCUUCUGAAGGGUUGGUGUCCAACUACAACCUAACCAUCUUUCUUUUGGCCGCUGAAAUCCGACCAUUCUCCCAUCUUCUGAAGAUGGUGCAAGCAAGAACGCUUCAUCUUCAGCGCAUCGUCUCUUUGGCGUCGGAGGAGGACAAGCUUGAUAUAAGUAAGAUCAUCGACCUCACCAAACGCCUCGAAGACCUGGAAGCCCACGUUUCGGAGACCGCGGCGGAGCGUCUUGCAUCCGAGUCCUCGUCUCAAUCACAGGACAAUACCUCAUCCGUCAUUUCUCAGGCAACCACGGAAGUACGAAAAGGGUUCCAACCAGAGAUUGAUGCUCUGACUCGGGCGGUUCGACGAUACGAGAAACGCACGGCAAAUACAAAUUUCCAAACGGAAUCACGGCUUCAGGCAUUGGAGAACCAGAUCAAUCAAGCCAUCUCUCUCAUCACUGCGGUCCAUCGUACGGAUCGUCAACGUCGUAACGGCCUAAUUCCCAUGUUAUUUGACUGGAUAUAUGCGGCUGCUUUAUUCCCGAUUCAGAUUUUCGUGUCGCUGACAUCCUUGCCUUGGCAAGGAGCAAGGUGGUGCUUGCAAACUUGCAAAGGUCUCCUGAACUUGCGGCAUCCCGAACGAACUAUGAAGGGGAAAACACCGUAUGAUCGAAUAUCUCGGUCGCCUAGACAAACGAGACGAUAUAUUCCGCAAGAUCCCGCAGGGCCCAAAGGACUUAAAUCUAUUCGUGAAAAUAGUCUUUAA
Messenger RNA from Aspergillus affinis, 1452 nucleotides. RefSeq lists its product as uncharacterized. The record is from RefSeq and is a predicted model, not a curated record. NCBI's taxonomy places the organism in Eukaryota, Fungi, Ascomycota, Eurotiomycetes, Eurotiales, Aspergillaceae. The transcript is spliced from 2 exons. Bases 1 to 1452 code for a protein of 483 amino acids.